AUGUCCCGCACACAACAACACUAUGCCCACAUCAAGCCGUUCGAGAUCUGGCAACGAGACACCGCUCACCAGAGCACCAUGGGCCACCAUGGCCUCGCCACUCUGCGCGACACCGCCGUCCGCGGCAUCCGAGCCGCAGAACCCCAGGGCAGCGUCCCUAGCUACCCGGAACAUCUAAACUCUUCCUACAACCAACAUGCCCCUACGUACCUCAAGAUACUACCCGCUCGCAAAACACAACAACAGCAGUCAACCCCUGGACCGCCAUCUGUCCCAUUGCCUUGA
Colletotrichum lupini is the source of this 285-nucleotide messenger RNA. RefSeq lists its product as uncharacterized. The transcript has a single exon. The record is from RefSeq and is a predicted model, not a curated record. NCBI's taxonomy places the organism in Eukaryota, Fungi, Ascomycota, Sordariomycetes, Glomerellales, Glomerellaceae. Bases 1 to 285 code for a protein of 94 amino acids.